This is a messenger RNA of Dunckerocampus dactyliophorus (ringed pipefish), 8388 nucleotides long. RefSeq names its product plexin A2 (gene plxna2). Bases 481 to 6165 code for a protein of 1894 amino acids. Gene Ontology annotation, cellular component: semaphorin receptor complex. Lineage: Eukaryota; Metazoa; Chordata; Actinopteri; Syngnathiformes; Syngnathidae. The record is from RefSeq and is a predicted model, not a curated record. Gene Ontology annotation, biological process: semaphorin-plexin signaling pathway involved in axon guidance; negative regulation of cell adhesion; positive regulation of axonogenesis. The transcript has 32 exons. Gene Ontology annotation, molecular function: protein binding; semaphorin receptor activity.
UGAUGAUGAAGACGAUGAUGGAGCCGCGCGUCCGAGUGAGUCCGGCUCAGUGAGGCGCGCCGCGGCUCCGACGAUGCCCACAACAGCAGCAGCGUCCCCUCGGAGGACUUUUCACCGCCAUCAUCACCACUGACGGAAUUUGAUCUUUUCCCACCACGACCUUGCCAAAGUUGCCACAUUUUUCCGGGAUGGGGGGCGGCAUGAAUGAAUGACGGUUAAAACAGGUGGGCGGACGGAAGCACACAGGAGACUUACCGGACCGGGCGACACUUUUUAUUUUUUUGGACCGGUGUGGAUGCGACUUCUCCCGCCAACAUCAGAUCCCACGUCCCGGGCUGGAGGAGGAGGAUUAUAGGCGAGGGAAUAGCGGGACACUCGGGAUUAGGAGAAAGAUGUGAAGAGCCUCGCGACGCUUGGACGGACAAGUUAGCCUGCAGUGGUGUCCAUCCGUAUUCCUUCCUUUGUGUCUUCUCCCUAAAAAUGAAGGCUUCCUCACUUGAAUCCAUAAUGGGAUUGUUGAUGCCUUUGCUAGCCUUGUGGCUCCUUGCGCCCCCCGCUGGCUGCGGCGCCCAGACAUUCACUAGCUUCCACCCGGAGCGGCGGGACUGGUUCCUAAACCACCUGACCGUACACCAAACCACAGGAGCGGUGUACAUCGGCGCUGUCAACCGCGUCUACAAGCUCUCGGGCAACCUGACCCUCCUGGUGUCCCACGACACGGGCCCCGAGGACGACAACAAGGCCUGCUACCCGCCCCUGAUCGUGCAGCCCUGCUCUGAGCCCCUGGUGUCCACCAACAAUGUCAACAAGCUGCUCCUCAUCGACUACUCGCAGAACCGUUUGCUAGCGUGCGGCAGCCUCUACCAGGGCGUCUGCAAACUCCUCAGACUGGACGACCUGUUUAUCUUAGUGGAGCCCUCGCACAAGAAAGAGCACUACCUCUCCAGCGUCAACCAAACUGGGACCAUGUACGGGGUCAUCGUGCCGUCGCAGGGCCAGGACGGCACCCUGUUUAUUGGGACGGCGGUGGACGGUAAACAGGAUUACUUCCCGACCAUCUCCAGUCGAAAACUUCCUCGCGACCCUGAAUCUUCCGCCAUGCUCGACUACGAGUUGCACACAGACUUCGUGUCCUCGCUCAUUAAGAUACCGUCCGACACGCUAGCGCUGGUGUCCCACUUUGACAUCUACUACGUGUACGGCUUCGCCAGCGGCAGCUUCGUCUACUUCCUGACCGUGCAGCCCGAGACGCCGGAAAACGGCAUGUCGUCCAGUGGCUCGGCCAGCGACCUUUUCUACACCUCACGCAUCGUCCGCCUCUGCAAGGACGACCGCAAGUUCCACUCCUACGUCUCGCUGCCCAUCGGUUGUGUGAAGAACGGCGUGGAGUACCGCCUACUACAGGCAGCCUACCUGGGCAAGCCGGGCCGCUUCCUGGCCGCCUCGCUUCACAUCAACGCCCAGGACGAUGUGCUCUUCGCCGUCUUCUCAAAGGGACAGAAGCAGUUUCACCGGCCGCCCGACGACUCGGCGCUUUGCGCAUUCACCAUCCGCGACAUCAACGCGCGCAUCAAGGAGCGCCUGCAGUCGUGCUACCAGGGCGAAGGACACUUGGAGCUCAACUGGCUGCUUGGGAAGGACGUGCAGUGCACUAAAGCGCCCGUGCCCAUCGACGACUCCUUCUGCGGCCUAGACAUCAACCAGCCUCUUGGCGGCUCCCAGCUGGUGACCGGGCUCACCCUCUACACCGAGACCCGCGACCGCAUGACCUCCGUCAUCUCCUACGUCUACAAUGGAUACUGCGUGGCCUUUGUGGGCACCAAGAGUGGACGUCUGAAGAAGAUCCGCGUGGACGGUCCCCCUCACGGCGGCGUGCAGUACGAGACGGUGGCGGUCAUGAAGGACGGCAGCCCCAUCCUCCGAGACAUGGCCUUUUCGCUGGACCGCGCUCACCUGUACGUCAUGUCGGAAAGACAGGUGACCCAGGUUCCCAUUGAGUCAUGUGAGCAGUAUGGGACGUGCGGCGAGUGCCUGAGCUCCGGGGACCCGCACUGCGGCUGGUGUGUACUACACAACGUAUGCUCCCAGAGGAACCGCUGUGAUCGCGCCAACGAGGCGUACCGCUUCGCCGCCUCCCUGGACCAGUGUGUGAAGGCCACCGUGUACCCAGAUAGCAUCGCUGUGUCCGAGCCCAGCGUGCCGUUGUUGGUGAAGGUCAGCGACGUUCCGGACCUUUCGGCGGGAAUCACCUGCUCCUUUGGCAACCUGACGGAGGUGGACGGCCAGGUGAACGGCAACCAGAUACUGUGCGUGUCCCCCACCGCCAAGGACGUCCCCCUCAUCCCUACCGACCAAGAUUGGUCGGGCGUGGAGCUGAGGCUCAAUUCCAAGGAGACGGGUCAGAUGCUCAUCAGCACCGAGGUCAAGUUUUACAACUGCAGCGUCCACCAACUGUGUCUGUCAUGUGUGAACAGCGCCUUCCGCUGCCACUGGUGCAAGUACCGCAACUUGUGCACCCACGACCCCUCCAGCUGUUCCUUCCAGGAGGGAAGAGUCAACGCCUCAGAGGACUGUCCCCAGCUGGUGCGCUCCGAGGAGAUCCUGAUCCCGGCGGGGGAGGUGAAGCCCAUCACGCUGAAAGCCAAGAACCUGCCACAGCCGCAGUCGGGCCAGCGGGGCUACGAGUGCAUCCUUCACAUCCAGGGGGUCAGCCACCGGGUCACCGCCCUGCGCUUCAACAGCUCCAGCGUGCAGUGCCAGAACAGCUCGUAUUUGUACGAGGGCAUGAGGAUCAGCGAGCUGCCUGUGGAUUUCUCUGUGGUUUGGAACGGCAACUUCAUUAUUGACAACCCGGAGAACAUUCAGGUGCACUUAUACAAGUGCGCGGCCCAACGGGACAGCUGCGGCGUGUGCCUGAAGGCCGACAGGAAGUUCCAGUGCGGCUGGUGCAGCGGCGAGGGGAAGUGCACCCUGCGGCGCCACUGCCCCCCCAUGAACCCUUACACCACACGCUGGCUCAACCUGUCCAGCAAGAACGUCAAGUGCACCAACCCGCGCAUCACCGAGGUGACCCCAGUGGCUGGACCCCCCGAAGGAGGUACAAGAGUAACCAUCCAUGGCACCAACCUGGGUCUUUCCUUCUCGGAUGUGGUGGGCAAAGUGGAGGUGGCGGGCGUGAGGUGUGCUCCUGUGCAGGACGGCUACAUCAUCGCUGAACAGAUUGUGUGUGAGAUGGAUGCGGCCCCCGCUGAGAGUCGACCCGGUCCGGUCCAGCUUUGCGUCGGGGAGUGCAGACCUGAACUCAGAGCUCGAUCCAAUCAGCUCUACUCCUUUGUGACACCCACCAUCGCAGGUGUGAUACCCAGCAGAGGCCCAGAGUCCGGGGGCACCAAGGUCACCAUCAUGGGGGAGAACCUCGGCGCCGGCAGCAACGUUAGCGUUCAGUUUGGAAACCAGACGUGCGAGUUCUUUAGUCGAACCAUGACAGAAAUAGUCUGCUGCUCCGCGCCAUCCCUGUCGGGCGUCGGCCUGGUCCAGAUCAGCGUGAGUGUGGACCGCGCCAAAAUCCGGGAGAGCCUCACUUUUGAGUACAUCGAUGAUCCCACCGUUGUGCGCAUUGACCCCGACUGGAGCAUCGCCAGUGGCCACACCCCCCUGAUGGUGACCGGCACGAACCUGGAUGUGGUUCAGGAGCCCAGGAUCCGGGUCAAGUACGCCGGCAAGGAGUCUGUCAAUGUAUGCAAAGUGUUGAACACCACCAGCAUGCGCUGCUCGGCUCCCUCUCUGGUGGAGGACUACCAUCCCGGCCCGGACACGGUCAAGCACGCCGACGAGUUUGGCUUCAUCUUCAACAACGUGCAGGCGCUUCUGGUCUACAACAACACUAACCUGCUCUACUACCCCAACCCUUACUUUGAACCUCUCAGCACGACUGGAGUCCUGGAGCAAAAGCCAGGUUCUCCCAUCAUUCUCAAGGGCAGAAACCUGCUACCCCCGGCCUCAGGGGGAGUGAAGCUUAACUACACGGUGCUGAUUGGAGAGACCCCCUGCUCGGUGACCGUGUCCGACAGCCAGCUGCUGUGCGAGCCGCCCAACCUCACCGGACAAUACAAAGUCAUGGUCCAGGUGGGCGGCCUCCACGUGUCUCCCGGCGCCGUGCACAUCAUGUCCGACAGCCUGCUCACCCUGCCGGCCAUCGUCAGCAUCGCCGCCGGCGGGGGGCUCCUCCUCAUCAUCGUCAUCCUCGUCCUCAUCGCCUACAAGCGGAAGUCGCGCGAGAACGACCUCACGCUGAAGCGCCUGCAGAUGCAAAUGGACAACCUGGAGUCACGGGUGGCCCUGGAAUGCAAGGAAGCCUUUGCCGAGCUGCAGACCGACAUCAACGAGCUCACCAGCGACCUGGACAGAGCCGGCAUCCCGCAUCUGGACUACAGGACCUACGCCAUGAGGGUGCUCUUCCCCGGCAUCGAGGAUCAUCCCGUCCUCAGAGAGCUGGAGGUGUCCGGGAAUGGCCAGCAGAACGUGGAGAAGGCCCUCAAGCUCUUUGGCCAGCUCAUCAACAACAAAGUCUUCCUGCUCACCUUCAUCCGAACUCUGGAGAUGCAGCGCUCGUUUUCCAUGAGGGACCGCGGCAACGUGGCCUCGCUCAUCAUGACCGCCUUGCAGGGACGCCUGGAGUACGCCACCGACGUCCUCAAGCACUUGCUAUCCGACCUCAUCGACCGCAACCUGGAGAGCAAGAACCACCCUAAGCUGCUCCUGCGCAGAACAGAGUCGGUUGCAGAGAAGAUGCUGACCAACUGGUUCGCCUUCCUUCUGCACAGGUUCCUGAAGGAGUGCGCCGGCGAGCCCCUGUUCAUGCUCUACUGCGCCAUCAAGCAGCAGAUGGAGAAAGGACCCAUCGACGCCAUCACCGGCGAGGCACGCUACUCCCUGAGCGAGGACAAGCUCAUACGACAGCAGAUCGAGUACAAAACGCUGAUCCUGAACUGCGUCAACCCGGACAACGAAAACAGUCCGGAGAUUCCGGUGAAAGUGCUCAACUGCGACACCAUCACCCAAGUGAAGGAGAAGAUCCUGGACGCCGUCUACAAGAACAUGCCCUACUCUCAGCGCCCCCGUGCCGUCGACAUGGACCUCGAGUGGCGCCAAGGACGUAUGGCUCGCGUGGUGCUGCAGGACGAAGACAUCACCACCAAGAUAGAAAACGACUGGAAGAGACUCAACACGCUCCUGCACUACCAGGUGUCGGAUCGCUGCGUGGUGGCGUUGGUACCCAAACAGACGUCGUCCUACAACAUCCCGCCUUCAGCCAGCAUAUCACGCUCCUCCAUCAGCAGAUACGACUCUUCGUUCCGCUACACCGGCAGUCCAGACAGCCUCCGGUCCCGCGCUCCCAUGAUCACGCCCGAUCUUGAGAGCGGCGUGAAAGUGUGGCACUUGGUCAAGAACCACGAGCACGGAGACCAGAAGGAAGGAGACCGCGGCAGUAAGAUGGUCUCUGAGAUCUACCUGACCAGGCUGCUUGCCACCAAGGGAACGCUCCAAAAAUUUGUGGACGACCUGUUUGAGACGUUGUUCAGCACCGUCCACCGAGGUAGCACGCUGCCGCUGGCCAUCAAGUACAUGUUCGACUUCCUGGACGAGCAGGCCGACAAACACGGCAUUCACGACACCGACGUACGUCACACGUGGAAGAGCAACUGCCUUCCGCUGCGUUUCUGGGUGAACGUGAUCAAGAACCCUCAGUUUGUGUUUGACAUCCACAAGAGCAGCAUCACGGACGCCUGCCUGUCUGUGGUCGCUCAGACAUUCAUGGAUUCUUGCUCCACUUCUGAGCACCGCCUGGGCAAAGACUCGCCGUCCAAUAAGCUGCUCUACGCUAAAGACAUCCCCAAUUACAAGAGCUGGGUGGAGAGGUACUACGCCGACAUCAACCGACUGCCAGCCAUCAGCGACCAGGACAUGAACGCAUACUUGGCGGAGCAGGCCAGGCUGCACUCCAGCGAGUUCAACAUGCUGAGCGCCCUCAACGAGAUCUACUCGUACAUCAGCAAGUACAGCGAGGAGAUCACGGCGGCCUUGGAGCAGGACGACCACGCCAGGAAGCAGCGUCUGGCCUACAAGGUGGAGCAGCUCAUCGGUGCCAUGUCCCUCGAGAGUUGAGGGCGGCUGUACAAGGGCAGGGACUGCUGCGGAUCCUUUCCAGGUCUCGCAAUACGGGAUCGCUUCAGUUCGCGUCCCCGAACGCCGUCCAUCGUGGCACAUGACCCUCGAGGUUCUAAACGAGGAUGGAGCAUCAGCAUGGAAGGACUUAUUUAUUUAUUGAUGUUGUUUCCCGGGACAUUAGUGUGUGCGCAGGUGUGUGUGUGUGUGUGUGUGUGUGUGUGGGAUAAAAGAUCUCAUGCUGGACUUCUGCAUUCAGAUUUUAUUUUUGUACUUUGUCGACCUUUGAUUCCCAACCACCGAGGAUUCCCAAGGAUUCCGGCACCCUCCUUCGAAUGGAAGUAGGACAAAAGAUGAAAGGAAAGGAACGGAGGCGGCAUGCUAGCAUGGAGACAUCGACGAGUCCACCAGGCGAACCCUUGACGAGUCCGCCUGUUAAUGUAGCAGCGUCGAUGAAGUGAAUGUAGAGAACUUCCGGGACAUUUUAUGGAGCUCAGCAAGAGCUUCCCAGACCUCAAAAGCACUUCCCUGCACCACCAAAAUCCUCCGUUUUGCCGCACCCCUUUGCUUCUUCUUGUGCUUUGUUUGCAAGCACACGUGUCCACCAUCCGUCCGUCAAGCGACCGAUCCAAGUGCCAACGCGUCGAGCCGGCGAAUCACAGUCUUCGAUAGGACCGCCGCAGAUGUCUUGGUGUAGUUUGACCGAGUGCCAAAAUCGGUUUAUGCUUUACAAGUGGAAUGUCGAGCACGCCGAGGUGACGGUACGAAACGUGACAGACUGUUGCAUCAGAGCGAGCUUCCAGUUAGUUUGUGGGGUUUUUCUUCUAAGCGUUCCAGUACUAUUUUGUCCAAGUAUAAUGCCGUAACCAGCUGCACUACCGGGUCAAACAUGUCCAACACUGCAGUUCUUGUUGAGUGUUCUUCAGGACUUAUGGAGUUAGGAGGACUUCAACUGCCUCUAUGGGAGGUACCAAAAUACUUCUGCAAGACAAAACCGCUUUGCAGAAAUAGCGCAUCAUAGCUAACUCUAUUCCUACCUCCACACCUAACCCCAACCCCAACCCUUAUGCUGACACCAGCCCUAACCCUUACCUCUAACCCUAGCGCUAAACCUAACCCGAGACCCAUACCAAACCCCAACCUCUACACCAAACCAGGCCCUAACACCAACAUCAACCCUAACAGCAAACAAAACCUUAACCCCAGCCCCAACCGUAACCCUGACCCCAGCCUGAACCCUCGCCUUAAGACCCCACCAAGUCAUAAGCCCACCCCGGCCCAAACACUAACAUCUGAAACCCUGAAGAGCACCACUGCCUCACAACAAGAAGGUCAUCGGUUUGAUUCUGUCUCCGGACAACCUUUCUGCGUGGGUUUUUCCCCGGGUACUCCCACUUUUUAACGACAGUGUCUUCCCAAGCUCGGCGCCUAAGUAUUGCAUCCUCGUCAUACCUCACGUUGCUUUCACACAAACUGGACCUAAAUGCCUUCUUCCCCUCUUCCAAGGGAUGGAAAUGUUUGUCUCAAUGUACUCCGAGGCUUUUCAUUCUAACCGACCCUCCCGAGUCUUUUUAGUUCCUGCUUUGCUGUAUUAAAAAUGUUUUUAGUUGCACCGGCACUUCCAUUAGUGCACCUCUUGAAACAUCUUUUCCUUGUUUGCUUCCUUUCCAUUCACGCUGAAGCUCGUUUGUUUUUAUUCUUCCUACUUGUGUGUGAGCAAAAUCAGUUCUCCACGACACGACCUCGAGCUGUUUGCUCACUAAAAGAUUCCUUGUGUUUCUUUUUCUUCUUUGUCGAAGGGCUGGCUCGUGUCGUUCCAUCCACCAAACAAAACUCUGCAUUUCUUUUUUUUUUAUGAGCAGAGGCAUCAAUGUAUUCCACCCCCCCCCCCAGUAGGAAACAAGUAUCCACACCUUGUAAAAGAACCCCUUUGUAGACACUGGACUCCUGUAAGAUAAUAAUAAUUAUUAGUGACAAUGAUGAUAAGAAUUGCUGUCUGUCUUUGUUAUUUUAUAUUCAAAAGGUGUUGUGAAAAUUGUAAGAAAAUUAAGGUAUUUAACUUGGGUUUUUUUUGGUUGAUUGAAUUUGUUUUUGGUAUGAUAAUAUAUUAUUGUGUACUUAUUGUAAAUAUGAAGCACACCUAUUUUGCAAGCCAAGGAUUCACUUUGUACCAUUGUUAUAUAUGAAUAAACUUUGCUGGUUUAAACGUGCGUUCACGUCCUU